AAAGCCUGAAAGGUUUCCAGAAUGUGUCGUUACGAGAGCUUGUUUUGGAAUCACCAAAGAGAGGCGGAGAGGUAACAUUUGAAACUGGUGUAUUUAGAUACUUGAAGACUUUGCAAGUCCUCAGGGUGAGGGGCUUAAGUCUUUCAAACAAGAUUAUUUUACGAUCCUUAUGGCCUUUCGAAAACAAGGCGAUGGCUGAGAUUGAACUUCAAAAUUUAAGUUUUAUGGAAACGUGGGAUCAGCCAAAGAAACAGAUUGAAGACGGACUAAUAACCAAAGACAAUAUGAAGUAUCUCACAAGUAUAUGUCUUUUACAGCUGAUAUGGAAUAACUGUCAGAUAGUUGGUAUAGAUAUCUCUUCGUUUGACGGCUUCAUUAAUAUGAAGAGGUGCCUGAGAAGUCUGCAGUUUAAUAGACAGCUCGUGGAUAGAUUUUAUACUCAAGGGAACAUGAUACUCCGCUUAUUGGAAUUUAAAAGGCUAGAGGAGUUUCAGUUCAGUGGAUCUGGAUGGUGUGGGUCAGAUGUUCACUUUAAGUUACAUAAUUAUCAAAAUAUGGAAGGAGAAAAUAGAGCAAAUUUAGAGCAUGCUGAAUCUGGCAAUAGUGGAAGAGUUUUCACGGCUGCUAACACCAAUGAUUGCAAGAAGAUUGAUAAGAAAGUGAAAGUUCACAAACGCAAGUCUUUACCUUCGACAAACGUUGUGUCCGGCUUCCCUCUUGCUGAGAAAUCUAAGGGUGCAGCGGAAUUCAGAAUUCCGAAAACGCUACAAAAAGUCAUAGCCAUAGGCUCAGGAGGUGGUAUUACAGAAGUUUACGGCUGCCAUAUACUCGAUGGGCAAAAUAUGAGAGAGGUGCGGUAUGUCAGCUGCUCUGAACUCAUUCUGCACGAUUUUGUAACGGGUCUCGACAAUGUGGCUCUCGUGGAUGUGACGGGGUCUAAAGUAAAAGCCGUUGGACUGAAAAAUGUGUUUCAAAGUUUUCCAAACUUACAAACCUUGAUUGCAAAUUCUCUUCAGACAACCGAUGUCAUCUAUCAUUUCUUAGAUAGACGUUGGCUAAAUGCAACCCCAAAACUUCAACAAAUUGAGCUGAGCGACAACCGUCUGCACUAUUUACCAAGACUUUCAUUUUCUACUAAUCUGGAAAUGGCCUAUGUGGUGUUGUCAAAAAACAGUUUCACAUCGUUAGGAUUUGACGUGUCGAACACCCCAGCGUUGACCUAUCUGGAUAUGAGUCAUAACGCCAUCUCGACACUUAAAGGAGGGGAGAUGACAGCCUUAGACGAGCAUCCUCAAACCAGGGCCUUCGGGCUUUCUCUCUCACUUCAUGGGAACCCUCUACAAUGUGUCUGCUCACGACUUCCGUUUUUAAUAUGGCUGCACACAACUCUGGUGCGAAUGGACAACUCUGGGAAUUACACAUGCAUUGACGAAAGAGGCUAUUUCAUCAGGACAGGCGACUUGGCAGCUGUCAAGGCAAUAUGGCGUCGAUGUGUGGGCCGGACAGCGUUCCUGGUCUCUAUAUGUCUGGUCUUGGUCAUGGCCUUCGGAUUCCUGGCGCUCUACAGGUGGUGGCGUUACAAAACCGCGCUAAGAAACUUCUUUCUAAAUCUUCUGAACCCCGCUGUCAGGCCGAAAACCAUGAGCGACUACCAAUACCACGUCUUCAUAGGAUACGCAGAUGAAGAUUUUCGAUUCAUUCGCCAUAUAUUAAGAAGGUACCUGGAGGAAGACCUCCAUCUGAGAACUUACAUCCACCAGCGUGACCUUGGGCCAGGCUAUCUUGACCAACAGUUUCUGGACGCUAUUCAGAGCAGCUGGAGACUCCUGAUUGUGCUUUCAGCGAAUUUUCUCCGCUCCUACGACAAGGCUCAUCUUGUUAUGAAGAUGUGCACGUCUUCCGUGGACAUAGCGCACCCAGACCGCAUUCUGCUCCUAGUGGAGGAAUGCCAGGCUCGCUAUGUGCCCGACUACGUCUUGGCAACAGUGGAGGAAGACCAGCUCAUCAGAAUGUGCACGUCUUCCGUGGACAUAGCGCACCCAGACCGCAUUAUGCUGCUGGUAGAGGAAUGCCAGGCUCGCUAUGUGCCCGACUACGUCCUGGCAGCAGUGGAGGAAGACCAGCUCAUCAGAAUUGCCUCCCUUAGUGAGACCCGCCUCGCUAAGGAAGGACAACUCACAGAGCAGUCUGCCGUCUACACGUUCUUCUGGAUCGGCCGUGGACUCGACGAGCGUCGCGAGGAAGGAGUUGGUUUUGCUAUCAAGUCCAACCUGGUCAACAAGCAGGCAGCUCUCCCUAAGGGAAUCAUCGAUCGCCUGAUGACUGCCCGCUUCCCGCUCCCCAAGAAGAGAUUUGUCGCGCUGAUUAACGCUUACGCCCCCACAAUGACCAACCCCGACGACAUAAAAGAAAAAUUCUACGACGACCUAAAGAAGACCAUCGCAGCCGUACCCAGAGCAGACAAACUCAUCAUCCUUGCAGAGACCACAAGUCGUGGAAGGGAGUGUUAG
Molecule: messenger RNA, 2510 nt
Organism: Aplysia californica (California sea hare)
Lineage: Eukaryota; Metazoa; Mollusca; Gastropoda; Aplysiida; Aplysiidae
Exons: 7
Coding region: 192-2510 (772 amino acids)
Biological process (GO): signal transduction
Molecular function (GO): protein binding
Source: RefSeq, a predicted model, not a curated record